AUGGCUUGCCCAAGAGCAGAUACCGCGAACCCGCGACCAAAACGCCGCAAACUCAACAACAGCACUACCGAAGAUCAAUCGGAACGAGACGAUCAAGCCCAUAAUGAAUCCUCAUCCUCCGACGAGCUCGCCGCAACCUCCGAUUACGAACUGGAGAGACGCAGAGCAAGUUGGUCUGCAAAAAAGGCAAUAGCUAAUAGACGACAAUACAAGAAUCAAUCGCAUAGUCCGAAUGGCUCAGAUAGUCCAGACGAACUCGCCAUGGAUACAGAUGGGCCCUGGAAACGCAAGACGCGGGCACAGUCGCCUACCAAGGACGAGUCGGCGGAGUCAGAUCGCCAUGCCGAAAAUCAGGAAGAGACGGAUAUGAAGGAAGAAGAAUCCGGCGACUUUACGCCAGCAAAUGACGAUACAAAUAAUACAGAAUCUAAUGAUGCACACUCCCCUGAACAAUUCGAGCAACCGACGACUGAGCCUGCGCCGCCGCCUCCCCCACCGAAACCAAAUCGUAUCAAUUAUGUUCAAAAGCAUUUAUUAAAAGGCCAUCUUCGUGGCGUUUCCGCCGUGAGGUUUUCUCCAGAUCGAACCAUGAUCGCUAGUGGAGGAGCCGAUGGCACAUUAAAAGUCUGGGAUACAUUAACGGGUAACCUCAUACACUCAUUUGAAGGUCAUCUAGCCGGAAUAUCAACAGUCGCAUGGGCUCCAGAUAACGAAACCAUCGCCACUGGUUCAGACGACAAAACGAUCCGGCUGUGGAAUGCAUUAACCGGGAAAGCUCAUCCGCGAGCGUUUAGCGGCCACCAUAAUUACGUUUAUUCAAUCGCAUUCUCGCCCAAGGGAAAUAUACUUGCAAGUGGAUCCUACGACGAGGCUGUUUUCCUAUGGGACGUCCGAACGGCGAAAGUUAUGCGUUCCUUGCCCGCUCACUCAGACCCCGUCGCUGGCAUCGAUGUAUGCCACGACGGCACGCUCGUUGUGUCUUGUUCGUCCGACGGCCUGAUUCGAAUCUGGGAUACGAUGACGGGACAAUGUCUACGCACUCUCGUGCACGAAGAUAAUCCACCCGUCAUGGCCGUACGCUUUUCGCCUAAUAGUAAAUACGUCCUCGCUUGGACGUUGGACGACUGUAUCCGAUUAUGGGAUUACGUACAAGGUCGAUGCAUAAAGACAUAUCAAGGACACAUCAAUCGCAAGUACAGUUUAUGCGGAAACUUUGGCACAUAUCAAGCCCCCGAUGGACCGGUGCAUGCCUUUGCGGUUAGUGGCAGCGAAGACGGGGCCUUAGUAUGUUGGGACGUCGUUGAGAAGAAUAUUCUACAACGAAUCGAAGGUCAUACGGAUGUUGUUCUGGGAGUUGACACGGCUGAAAUCAAUGGCAAAAGGCUGCUAGCUAGCUGUGGGCUAGACAGGACCGUUCGUGUGUGGGAAGAGGUUGUCGUUGAAGAUGCAGCUGCAGAAGAUGAGAAGUCUGAGUCAUCGCAGAUGAUACCGCAUAAUGGAGAUGAUAAGAUGGAUUUAGCGACGGAUGAGACCAUCGCACCGGCGUCGGAGGAUGUUGCCAUGGACGCUCAAGAGGAGACUCAGGAGACUAGCUGA
This is a messenger RNA of Talaromyces marneffei, 1596 nucleotides long. RefSeq lists its product as uncharacterized. The coding region runs from base 1 to 1596 and encodes 531 amino acids. Gene Ontology annotation, cellular component: Set1C/COMPASS complex. Lineage: Eukaryota; Fungi; Ascomycota; Eurotiomycetes; Eurotiales; Trichocomaceae. Gene Ontology annotation, molecular function: histone binding. The record is from RefSeq and is a predicted model, not a curated record. The transcript is spliced from 2 exons.